Messenger RNA from Ambispora leptoticha, 333 nucleotides. NCBI's taxonomy places the organism in Eukaryota, Fungi, Glomeromycota, Glomeromycetes, Archaeosporales, Ambisporaceae. The record is from the annotation of a GenBank genome assembly.
AUGCUAAGACCACAAAAAGAGUCUUUUGUUGGGUAUUUAUUACAAGGUAAGGUAUGGAAACAUCCAAAAAGCGCCACACGUCGGUCUCAACUUCCCCGAGGCCUAUCGAAAACCUGGGAACAAAGGUUAGAAGAGCGACGUGCACAACAGGCCGUAAAAGCAUUACAAAAAGAAUUGAAAGAAGAAAAAGAAGCCAAGAAACAGAGAGCACGUGAGGCGUUACUAAAAAGACGAAAAGCAGCAGAGGAGAAAGAAAGAUUAGAGAAAUUGGCAGCGAUGUAUUCGUCAAAGAAACUAAAACGACUACAAAAGAAGAAAGGCAGACAUAAGUAA